Cydia splendana is the source of this 2706-nucleotide messenger RNA. RefSeq names its product N-sulphoglucosamine sulphohydrolase (gene Sgsh). Bases 44 to 1588 code for a protein of 514 amino acids. The record is from RefSeq and is a predicted model, not a curated record. Gene Ontology annotation, molecular function: glycosaminoglycan binding; N-acetylglucosamine-6-sulfatase activity; N-sulfoglucosamine sulfohydrolase activity. Lineage: Eukaryota; Metazoa; Arthropoda; Insecta; Lepidoptera; Tortricidae. The transcript has 10 exons. Gene Ontology annotation, biological process: glycosaminoglycan catabolic process; heparan sulfate proteoglycan catabolic process.
CACUACACUUCAGUUCGACACGUCUCACACGUCAGGCGGCGACAUGGGCAGCGCGUCGGCCGUCGCGUACGCGUUGUUAAUGUGCCUAUCAGUCACAGAAACCGUGUUAUCAUCAAGUAAACAACGAAACGUUCUUAUACUGCUUGCGGACGAUGGCGGGUUCGAGCUGGGCGCAUACAACAACAAGAUCUGCCAGACACCCAACAUCGACGCGUUGGCACGCCGUAGUGUCAUAUUCAACAAUGCCUUCACUUCCGUCAGCAGCUGCUCGCCCAGCCGUGCAGCAUUGCUGACUGGCAAGCCGAGCCACCAAAAUGGCAUGUACGGGCUGCACCACGGCGUGCAUCACUUCAACUCCUUUGACAACGUCACCAGCUUACCAAAUAUGCUUAAGCGCCAAGGAGUAUAUACCGGUAUAAUUGGCAAGAAGCACGUAGGGCCAGAAAACGUAUACAAGUUCGACUUCGAGCAGACGGAGGAGAACAACCACGUGAACAUGGUGGGGCGCAACAUCACGCACAUGAAGCUGCUGACCAGGGCGUUCCUGCAGCUGGCCAACCAGGAAAACAAACCAUUCUUCCUUUACAUCGGGUUCCACGACCCGCACCGCUGCGGGCACAGCACGCCGGAGUAUGGCGUCUUUUGCGAGCGCUACGGGACCGGCGAGCCUGGUAUGGGUCGCAUCGCGGACUGGACGCCGUGGUACUAUCAGUGGGACGAGAUUGAACUGCCCUUCCAUAUACAGGACACAGAAGCAGCCAGAAGAGAUGUAGCUGCUCAGUACACCUCUAUGUCGAGGCUUGAUCAAGGCGUGGGCUUAAUCCUCAAAGAGCUAGCAGCAGCCGGUCACGGUGACGACACACUCAUAAUCUACACCUCUGACAACGGCAUCCCGUUCCCCUCCGGGCGCACCAACUUCUACGACCCCGGCCUCCGCGAGCCCCUCCUCGUGGCAUCCCCGCUCGCCGCGCGCAAGAAUGAAGCUUCCUACGCGCUGGUCAGCCUGCUGGAUAUAAUGCCGACUGUAUUAGACUGGUUCGGAGUACAGUUGGAGCACGAGGAAUGCAAUGAUAUUUGGCAGGAUGAUACGCCGAAGAGUUUACUGCCAAUUUUGAAAAAGGAGCCGCCGCCGUCAGACUUGGACGCGGUGUUCGCGUCGCAGACGCACCACGAGAUCACGAUGUACUACCCGAUGCGCGCCGUGCGCACGCGUCGCUACAAGCUGAUACACAACCUCAACUACGGGAUGCCGUUCCCUAUUGACCAGGAUCUCUACGCGUCUCCUACUUUCCAGGACAUCCUGAACCGCACGCGCAGCAAGCAGCAGCUGCCGUGGUACAAGACGCUGAAGCAGUACUACUACCGCCCACAGUGGGAGCUCUACGACAUCCGAGCGGACCCCACCGAGUCUAAUAAUUUACACGGUAAGCCAGUACUGGAGCACAUCGAGGCGUCUCUCCGCGAGCGCCUGUCGAGCUGGCAGCGUGCCACGCGCGACCCCUGGCUGUGCUCGCCCGACGCCGUGCUCGAGGGCAGCGCGCAGUGCCGCAGUCUGGACAACACGUUAAUGCAGUACUAUCCGCGCUAGGCAGUUUUGACGACAUCCUGACGCUACGAAAGUGUACCAAAAAGCAAGGCUUAUUCGUCAACAAGAUUACGCAAAUGCUCCAAAAUUGCCAGUAUAACAUGUCACUUACAACUAACGCAACAUAAUUAUUUUCAUCUAUCAAUAGAUCACGAACGUGCUAAAUGAAGAUACUUUGUCGCGUGACAAGAUGUAUGACGAAGUGGUCAUGCUAGUCAUUCUGGUAGGAACACCAUUGCAUUGCUUAUUACCUUAUUUGACUGAAGAUCCAAUGUUGGAAUAUAGAAUUGUCAUUUGUAUAUCUGAUGCGAUAUCAAGACAAUGUCUUCUUUGUGAUUAAAAUUUAUUUAGAUAAAUAAAAUACCAAUUAGUAUUAAUGAAAUAUUUGUGUUUAAAACAUAGUGUUUCCAAACAAUAAUACUCAAAUCUCUCAAUACUCUUUAUGAUCUUUGUAUUUAAAUAUAUGUUUACAAUAAGACUUAAAAUCACAUAGAUAAAAAUGUAAUAAAUGUUGUCUGAAUGUGAAUGUUAUUAUUAAUACUACUUGAUCUGUACUAAAAUCUUGCCAGUAUCUGUGUCAUCUGUAUGUAAACUCAAAAAACUGUAAUUUCUUAAACCUAAUUUUAACAAUAGUCUGAAACUUGAAACUAAAAAAAUAAAGACUAUUUAAUGUAAGUAUGUUAUAACUUUUAUUUAUUUUAUAAUAUUUACUGUUUACAUCAAAUAUGAAUAAAAUUUUAACAUUUAACAGAUUUUUAUUUUGUAACCAAGUCAUACUCGUAGUUAAUAUUCUUUUUAAUAUUAAUGUACUUAAUAUAAUUCAUAAUUCACAAAAUGAAAGUAUAUAAGUACAAAUACACAUAGCUGAUAGCUGAAACUUAAACUAUGGUAACUUUAACAAACAACACAAGAAAAUAACAAAUAAAUAAAUUACUCUCUCAGAGUUUAAAUUCAUUCUGCUUAUAUGCAUGUCGGCGGCCGAUCGUAAGAUCAGGCAUAUCGUGAAAUUCCUAGGCAUAUCGUGAAACGUGAAAAUCUUUGACUCAUUCCCUGAGUCGACGGAGCCCCGCUACGCGGGGCUCCUAUUUCUGGGCAGUUUGCCCUUCGGGCAUCUGAAGCAA